CUUACCCCAGACUUUUAAAGGUCCUGUUUGCCUCAACUUCUCACACCCAAUCCAAUAGACUUUUAUUUAUAAGGCAACCUUGAACCCGAAUCCCAUCACAGCUACUGCAAUCCAUCCAUAACAAUGUCGAACAGAACCGGUCUCUACGCUGCUCUUGCUGCCGCUGGUGUUGGCGGUUACUAUCUGUAUCGGGCCGGUGGUGACCCAAAGGCUGCGAAGCAAGAGAUUAAACAUGAUGCCGAUGUAGCCCGCAACAAGGUCUCUACGGACAAGGCCGAGAAAACUGGCCAAAAAGUUGGUGCGGAGGCUGGUGCGCAUAUUGACGAAGCGGUGGCAAACGCCCGCACCCAAGCACAAGAUGCCAGCAACCGUGCUUCAGGACUAGCCCACGAGAGUCUCGAUAAGCUCAACGACGUGCGACAGGAUGCGGCGGCAACGAUCAAGGCCAACGUUGAUAAAUUUGAUAAGACGGUGGAGCAGAAGACGAGUGAGGCGAAGGGAUCUCUGUCGAGCUGGUGGAGCGGUAGCAAGUAAUUUGGAGGGACUUUGCGUCUGGGAAUUGAAUAAAGCGCGUUAUUGCAAUGUUUUAAUUAUGUUAAUAUCAGCUAGCUCAUAUCCUCUUUCAUGAACGCGAUUAAUGCUAUUAUUUUUCAUUGGCAUUGUUAUUAUCAUUGAAAUGGUUGGUGGGUGAUGAUGGUAAUGAUUAGAAGUAUAGUUCCGGUACUAUGCAAGGGAAGAGAAGACUGUAUGUGUAUUAUCCGGUUAUCGUUGGCACUGACCACGUCUGAUGUCUCGAUAAUCCCGAUAAGCUAGAGGAUUCGAUAGAGGGCCGCUACUGGUACUGUAGAAACUAGUAGUCGUGGGUGGUAUGUUGCAUUCCUGUCAUGUCGAUUACCCUAGUGACGAAGUGCC
This is a messenger RNA of Aspergillus pseudonomiae, 912 nucleotides long. RefSeq lists its product as uncharacterized. Bases 124 to 534 code for a protein of 136 amino acids. The transcript is spliced from 3 exons. The record is from RefSeq and is a predicted model, not a curated record. NCBI's taxonomy places the organism in Eukaryota, Fungi, Ascomycota, Eurotiomycetes, Eurotiales, Aspergillaceae.